ACGAGGGAGAGCGGACGCCGUUCCGUUGCGAGAUACACACUCGAAAAGGGGUAGAUAAUUCAUAAAAAGUGUACCGUGUGAGUGUUGGUGUGUGUCCGUCUUGUGUGGGAAGGUUGAUUGAUUAUUAGAAUAUAUCCCCAAAGUCGUUCCCCCCCAAAAGUGUCCCAAAAGUGGUGUCCCAAAGUGUGGAGAGGAGAGUUCUACCGGGAGUUCUACCGCCUGCUGCUGCUUCUUGUUCCGUGUUUGUUUUGUUGUCUCCGCUUUCGGUUGUCUUUCGUACACACGUUUGACAAGCCUGGUUUGGCUGGUGGCGAAGAGGGAGAGAGUGCAAAAACCUUGGCGUGCAAAACCUGGAAACCGGGAAAGCAACCCCAGCGUCCCACGGUCCGUCCCCGUGCGGUAGAAAAAUUGAAUAAUGCAGCAGACGCAGAAGAAGCAUCAGCAGCACCACCAGAAGGGUUACUGGAUCCCGCAAAUUCCAGCCGGUUCGCGCGUGUGUUGGUGAGCAGCGGAAGGAUGUGAAUAUCGUGGCGUUUGGUUGACCGACAAGAAGCAAAAGAAUAAGUAGCCGUUGCACAAUUGCAUAAGGUCCCGAUUGGUGGUGCAGUUUUUUUCCUCUCGGUUCGGUGUGCAACAGUUAUUUGAAGAAGUGCGCCCGAUUGUGUUGUGCACGCGCGUGUGUGUGUGUGCGUGCGUGUGUGUGUGUGUGUGUGGGCACGUGAUGUCCUGGUUGGUGUCCUGGUACGGGCCACUCCCGCCGUUUUGCCAAAAUGCAGUAAAGCAGUGAGUGUGUGAGUGCGUGCGUGAGUGAGCAAAAGUGUUGUUUUGCUGUUUGAUUUUUGAGAAAGAAGCUUCCUUCCACGGUGCACGAAAUGUGUGAUAGUGAGAUUGCGGGCGGUGGGGGUCCGGUGGUGCCAUCGGCGGUUCCCGCCCAACCGAUACCGGUAUUAUCACCGCAGCCCAGCGCCAAUGGCAUCGUGGAAGCCAUCAACCCGGCGGUGCAGCAGAUGGCGAGCUCCCUUUCCGCACACUCGAUGCAUCAUCAUCUGCAGCAGCAGCAGCACCAGCAGCAGCCGUUGGUGCAUCCAAGCAACGCCACCAGUGCUGGUGCUGCCCCGGAUAGUGGCGGAGAGUACGUGUCCGCGCAGGAACUGGAAAUGGAGAACCAUUGGCUGCGGGAGAAGCUGAAGGAGAUCACCUCGGACCGGGAUCGAUUGCUGUGCGAGGUGGCCAAUCUGCGGCUCGAGCUCGAUAUGGCGGAACUGAAGCGACUUCCGGAACAUCACAGGUGAGUGAAUGUGACACAAAGGAGAUGACAGACUGCUCUCUCUCUCUGCUUUUUUGGUGACGUGUCUCGCCGAGGUUAGUCGUUGUUGCUCUCCGUUGACAAAAUGCAGUCAACCAGCCGGCAAAUAAUCGCCAACGCCAACCAGCGGAGUUCCAUUCGCCCCGGCGUACGUGAGUAUGUUUCAUCAUCAAUUCAAUGCCUUAUUGUAUGGCGCGUAGUAGCUGCGAACGUCAAGCAUCGCUGAGGUUGACCUUUCGGGUUCGGGUAUAAUUUGGAAAAGAUUGAAUCACGGCAGCUCGCUCGCAAAGAGGAAUGUUAUUCAUACUCACGUCAAGUGUUUGGCACAUUACGGAAAUGGGUUUGGCCAUUCGUCCCCCCUUUACCCAAUACAGACAGCGCACGGCUCCCGAAAUGUGUGAUGAUUUAUGAUGCUAUAUUUAAGCAUUAAAUUGUGGAUCAUUUUCAGGUGUCUCAGGCUCAUUCGCUGCACGAUAAACUGUUAUAUUUAAUUUAUCAAAACGAGUGACUUUCCCGACUUCCUACUAAGUUCUACUUUCUCCCUGCGUUCGUCCGUAUAGUUCUGGUUCUGACAAGAUAACGCCUCCGUCUAACUUCAAGCAGACGGCUUAAAAGACGCUUCUCACACGCGUUAAGCAUAAUAAUGGGCUCGUUUAGUUUAAUGUGCACGCCCGCAAGCAGGUACGA
This is a messenger RNA of Anopheles darlingi, 1993 nucleotides long. RefSeq lists its product as uncharacterized. The transcript is spliced from 2 exons. The record is from RefSeq and is a predicted model, not a curated record. Lineage: Eukaryota; Metazoa; Arthropoda; Insecta; Diptera; Culicidae. The coding region runs from base 873 to 1292 and encodes 139 amino acids.